Molecule: messenger RNA, 457 nt
Organism: Anopheles maculipalpis
Lineage: Eukaryota; Metazoa; Arthropoda; Insecta; Diptera; Culicidae
Exons: 3
Coding region: 32-457 (141 amino acids)
Source: RefSeq, a predicted model, not a curated record
AGAUGCAUCAGUUCUCAAGAUUAUUAUUAAGAUGGAGACGAAACUGGUGCUCGCCCUGAUUGCCUGCGGGGCCAUCUGUCUGUUACAGCUUUCAACAAUCGACGCCACACCAUGGCACGCCCGGCAGUUAGUUCGCUACUUCCGCCGUAUCCAGCUAGAUAAGACGAAGAACAGCGUCUACCAGCACGAUGUGAGGUUCGGGAUCAGAAGGCAUCUACGUGCUCCUCUCGUGCAGAAAGCGUUAUGUUUACCGAAAGGCACGCAGCUAUCGAGCGAUUGUUUGUACAAGAUGGUGGAUAAAGCUCGCCAACAUGAGAAUAGAUUCUACGCCCGAUUUACCUACGCUUGCAAGAAACAUGCGGAAUAUUCAGCAGACUGUUUAGAAUCGGGCCGACCACUGUACUAUCGUGCACUUCGGAACCUUGUCAAAGAAACGGAGCAGUGCUGGAAACUGUAA